Molecule: messenger RNA, 753 nt
Organism: Trypanosoma theileri
Lineage: Eukaryota; Euglenozoa; Kinetoplastea; Trypanosomatida; Trypanosomatidae
Product: surface protease GP63
Exons: 1
Biological process (GO): cell adhesion; proteolysis
Cellular component (GO): cytoplasm; membrane
Molecular function (GO): metalloendopeptidase activity
Source: RefSeq, a predicted model, not a curated record
UUGGAGAAUAAGCGUCCAAUUGCUGUUGCCAUUAACGUGGAACCCAUGACUGUGGCGCCCACUGAGAGUCAUAUUCGUACAGUUGCACAUGAAAUUGCACAUGGUCUUGGUUUUGAUGGCACGACGUUUGCUCUUCUCAAGAUGACUUCUGCCGUUGAAAACGUUGUGCGCGGCAAGCCCCACGUGUUUCUGUUAGCGACUCCUAAGGCAAAAGAAAUAGCACAAAAGUACUACAACUGCAGCAAUGCCCCUGGCCUGGAGUUGGAGGACCAGACUUCGAGUGUUCUAUCGCACUUUGAAAUGCGCAACGUUAACGAAGAGAUUAUGUCACCUGUAUCCUCUGUUGGAGGUGCCUACAGCGCACUGACACUAGCAGUUUUUGAUGACAUGCCAUUUUACAAGGCAAAUUUCAGCAGGGCAGAGCCAUUGAGGUGGGCCAACAACUCCGGCUGUGACUUUCUGGAGAAGAAGUGCAUAGAAAAUAAAACGUCGAAUUUCCCCGAUAUAUUCUGCACCACGACUCAUAUAAUCAAAGAUUAUUUUCAAUGCACCUAUGAUCGUAUGGCUCUUGGGGUCUGCGGAACAAGAUCGUAUCCCGAGGAGCUUGAGCCGCACUUCCGGUACCUGCGGAACGCCCACCUUGGCGGCAGUAAAGUCCAUAUGGACUACUGUCCCUAUGUGGAGAAAGUCUCUCGUGGUGGUUGUACCGAUGGCAGCCGGUGGACGAUCAUUGGAAGCUUUGUUGGCCCGAAU